UACUCUUGUCUUUUGCUUCAGAGAGAUUUGCAGUGAAAACGAAGAACAGAUGAAGAAGAACGCAUAAUGAUGGAGUGGGAAGCCCAAGAACUCCAGCAGCAGCCGCAGCAUCACAAUCAGAAUCAGAAUGGGGUUGUUGUUGGAGGAGGGAGUGGAGGGUUGUACGUGAAGGUGAUGACUGAUGAGCAAAUGGAGCUGCUGAGGCGCCAGAUCUCAGUCUACGCCACCAUUUGUGAGCAGCUUGUUGAGAUGCACAAGGCCAUUACUACACAACAGGACCUCGCUGGGAUGAGGCUGGGGAAUAUAUACUGUGAUCCAUUGAUGGCAUCCGCUGGUCACAAGAUCAGUAGCAGGCAGCGGUGGACUCCCACGCCUGUGCAGCUUCAAAUUCUUGAGCGAAUCUUUGAUCAAGGCAAUGGGACUCCAAGCAAGCAGAAGAUUAAAGAGAUAACCACUGAACUGACACAACAUGGCCAAAUUUCUGAAACCAACGUCUACAAUUGGUUCCAGAACAGAAGGGCUCGGUCAAAGAGAAAGCAGUCAGUUCCAUUACCGAAUAAUGCUGAUUCAGAAGUAGAGACAGAUGUCGAAUCUCCAAAAGAGAAGAAGACAAAACCUGAUAAUAUCCAGUCCCAUGAGAACUCAGCUCUGGGGGCCGAAAAUAUAUACUUCCAGAGUCCGGAAAUGGGAAGUGAAAUGCAUUGCUUGGAUACACAGCCUAACAAAGGGGAGCCCAUGUUUCCAUCUGAUCGCAGUUUAAGAUCUUCUGGCAGCUUGGGGCAUUCAUCUUUGUACGAAACCGGGGUUCCAAAUCCAAGAAUGGACCAGUUGAUCGGUAAAGUGGAAGUUCCUGGUAGCUUUAGUCCUUAUCGGCAGGGAGGGGAAGGGUUUGACAUGGUUGGAUGAUCUGCCCACCCUUGAUGUUUGUUCUUGUGCUCACGUACAAGCUUAUCAAACAUAAGGUAACGGGUUAUAUUUACAGUUAAAGAAGACGUUUAGUUAACGAUAUAUUUAUAUGUAUGGACCAACGACAUAGCAGCAUUUACAAGUAUACGACAAGAAGUUAGAAUUUGGCAGAUUUCUUAGGGUUAAGAAUCAGGUACUGGUAGCAUAUAUACUAUAUAAUCCUUACAUUUCUGAUUCCGAUGAACUGGUUUCUUUGAAAUUGAUGAGGUUUUGAAGGUGAGUGAAAUAUAGAAUCCAUUUGAUAUGGUAGUAAAGCUUGCUUGUGGCUUUUUUUUUUUUCGGUGGGGAAAUAUGUUGCUGGUGUCGAGUUUCAGGUUUUUGUGUUUGACUGAACUGAUGUGAUGAGAAAUCAAACCUUGUUCUGCCUUGUAAAUAUCAUUAUUAUUCUUCUAUGGACUGGGAUUGGAUUUGGCUUU
This is a messenger RNA of Vitis riparia (riverbank grape), 1382 nucleotides long. Its product is annotated as WUSCHEL-related homeobox 8-like. The transcript has 3 exons. The record is from RefSeq and is a predicted model, not a curated record. NCBI's taxonomy places the organism in Eukaryota, Viridiplantae, Streptophyta, Magnoliopsida, Vitales, Vitaceae. Gene Ontology annotation, molecular function: DNA-binding transcription factor activity; DNA binding. Bases 67 to 906 code for a protein of 279 amino acids.